AGAGUUGAGGGACAGCCCUGAGCCACAGUGGGUCAAAGUCCACCAAGGAUAGGUCAUUAACAUUCACCCCUUUUGUUGCUAUCCUCAGAGAUCCCCGGCCUUAGCAGAUGAAGCCAGGAAGAUGGAAGAUGUCAAGUCUAGAGGCUCCCUGCUGGAGUUCAUUAAACGGUUCCCUCACAUCUUCCUGAGGCUCCUGAUGAACCCCCUGUUCAUGCUGGUGGUCCUGGCUCAAUGCUGCUUCUCUUCUGUCAUCGCCGGCCUCUCUACGUUCCUCAACAAGUUCCUGGAGAAGCAAUACGGAGCUUCCGCAGCCUAUGCCAACUUCCUCAUCGGUACUUCCAGCACGAGCCGGGUGGAUCGACCUAAAGGAAAGGAGGGAAUGGGCCCUCUGCCGUCCAUCCGGGGAGAGCCAAAGGCCAGACCAGAUACACAACAGGAGAGACAGGGGGGCUUGCCCGGGAGAAAGAAUGUUAAGGACAUCUCCCCCCCCCCCCCGCCAUCUCCCCGGUUGGCAUUCUAG
Molecule: messenger RNA, 520 nt
Organism: Dipodomys ordii (Ord's kangaroo rat)
Lineage: Eukaryota; Metazoa; Chordata; Mammalia; Rodentia; Heteromyidae
Product: solute carrier organic anion transporter family member 2A1-like
Exons: 2
Coding region: 122-520 (132 amino acids)
Biological process (GO): transmembrane transport; sodium-independent organic anion transport; prostaglandin transport
Cellular component (GO): membrane
Molecular function (GO): prostaglandin transmembrane transporter activity
Source: RefSeq, a predicted model, not a curated record